UCCUAUGCACAGAUUUUAGGGUUUGACAUUCUCCUGAUGAAAAACUUGAAGCCUAUGUUACUUGAAGUAAAUGCAAACCCCAGCAUGAGAAUAGAACAUGAAAAAGAGCUGUCUCCUGGGGUGUUUGAAAAUGUCCCAAGCCCUGUAGAUGAAGAAGUGAAAGUAGCUGUUAUCAGAGAUACCCUUCGUCUAGUGGACCCUCAGAAACAAAAGAAAAAAGAUGUCCAACCUCAGACUUUGGAGCACGUGGCCGACGCAAAGGAAGAGCUGUUGGAUGCAGGACCACCAGCCAGGCCGGAGCACGAUGUCAGCACCACCACGGAGGCUGCGCUGCCCUCCCUGUGUCUCAAGCAGGUGUUUCCCAAGUACGCGAAGCAGUUCAACUACCUGCGACUCGUGGACAGAGUGGCUGCCUUGUUCAUCCGAUUUCUGGGUGUCAAAGGGACAACAAAGCUGGGGCCAACAGGUUUCCGAACAUUUAUAAGAAACUGCAAGCUGAGUAACAGCAAUUUUUCCAUGGCUUCUGUAGAUAUCCUAUACAUUGAUAUCACGAGAAGGUGGAACAACAUGGGAGUUGAUCACAAAGAAUCAGGGAUGUGUUGGCAAGCAUUUGUGGAAGCUUUCUUCUUCCUGGCUCAGAAAAAAUACAAGUCACUCCCACUUCCUGAGCAAGUGGCAUCACUGAUUGAUUUUUGUGAAUGCCAUCUAGCUGUUCUGGAUGAGAAGCGCCUGGUUUGCGGCCGGGGGAUUGUGGAGCGCCGAAAUGCACUAGUUACUUGCCCAACAGAUGGACUUCAACUUGCACCAGCUGCUCAUACACCCCUCCUGAAUCGCAUGGCUACAGCUAGUAAGCUUGCAGAUUAUAGAAACCAUCAAUAGUAACGGUGCUAUUUUAUCAGGGCAGAGCAGGGGGAGACUGAUGGAAUUGAGAAAUAAUUUCCAGGUAUGUACGAUAGGAGGUGAAACAGACUCUUGAGUUCCUCCAUCUGAUAGUCCCAGUUAUUUUACAGCUUUUUUUACACUAUUCAAAAAGUCUAUUGCAAGCUU
This is a messenger RNA of Tinamus guttatus (white-throated tinamou), 1047 nucleotides long. The record is from RefSeq and is a predicted model, not a curated record. NCBI's taxonomy places the organism in Eukaryota, Metazoa, Chordata, Aves, Tinamiformes, Tinamidae.